AUGUGUAGAAAUGUUCUACAUGUGGAGAUCAUCAAUGAAGAAGUGAAACUUUCAGAAGAGGAUGAUGAAACUGACGGCUAUGUCGGUAUAUCUGAUAGAGAGGCUAUAGAGGCUGGUGAUGAAGAUGGGACUGAGAAUGAUGAAACUGAUGUCUAUGUCGGUAUAUCUGAUAAAGAGACUACAGAGGCUGGUGAUGAAGAUGGUAAUGGUGGUGUGCUCACUUUUCACGAAGACAUUGAGAUGCAUGAUGGUGUUAAUCAGAGACGGGAUGAUGGUAUGGAUUUGGUUAUAGGUCAAGAAUUUAUAACCAAGGAGGCAGAAAAAGUUCUUAUUCAAACGGCAUCAUAUCAGAAAUCUUUUGAAUUUGAUAUAAUUAAGUCGGAUACUAAGAGAUUUGUGGUUAAAUGUCGAGGAGCCAAAGAUGGGUGCGAGUGGUUUGUGCGAGUUGCAAUGUUAAAGAAUUCAGAUAUUUGGACGGUUAGAAGUUACAUCAAGCAACAUACAUGUUCUGUCGUUACAAGAACACUGCCUGAUAGAGAGGCUGGUGAUGAAGAUGGUACUGAGAAUGAUGCAACUUGUCGUGUGCUCACUUUUCACGGAGACAUUGAGAUGCAUGAGAUGCAUGAGAAUUUCACGGAAAGAGAUGAGCAUGUGCUUGAAGAUACAGAAGUAAGACCACGAGUUGUCUAUCAGCCACGGGAUGAUGGUACAGGUUUGGUUUUAGGUCAAGAAUUUAGAACCAAGGAGGAAGCAAAAGUCCAUAUUCAGACGGCUUCACAUCAGAAAUGUUUUGAGUUUGAUAUAACUAAGUCGGAUACUACGAGAUUUGUGGUUAAAUGCCGAGGAGCCAAAGACGGGUACAAGUGGUUUGUGCGAGUUGCAAAGCUAAAGAAUACAGAUCUUUGGACGGUUAGAAGUUACAUCAAGCAGCAUACAUGUUCUGUUGUUACUACAAGAACACUGCAUGAUAGAAGGAAAUGCACAUCACAAAUCGUUGCAUCUGUUUUGGCUCAAGAUUAUCCUGGUACAUUUGACACACCAGUUCCCAAAGUUCUGAUCGAUUUGGUUCAUCGAAGGGUUGGUGUGGAUGUAUCAUACACCUCAGCAUGGAGAGGAAAAAGAGAAGCUGCUAAUGAAGUGCGUGGAAGUUCAGAAGAGAGUUUUACUUUAUUAUACUGUUAUAUGCACAUGCUGGGGCAGACGAAUAUUGGCACAAGAACUCGUGUGGUAGUGGAUGAGGCCAACAAAUUUAAGUAUCUGUUUUUUGCCCUGGGAGCUAGCAUAGAAGGAUUCAGUGCGAUGAGGAAAGUCCUCAUUGUGGAUGGAACACACCUCAAGAAUGUUUAUGGUGGAGUUCUCCUCGUUGCGACUGCUCAGGAUCCUGAUCAUCACCACUACCCAAUUGCGUUUGGUGUAGCAGAUGGUGAGAAUGAUGAAAGCUGGAUAUGGUUUAUGGAACAGUUGAAAUCAGUGAUAUCCGAUGUCCCGGGAUUGGUAUUUUUUUCAGAUAGAAACAAAAGCUUGAUCAAGUCAGUACGUCUAGUGUUCCCUGAGGCCGAACAUGGGUAUUGGCAUUUGUUUCAGAAUGUUAAAACCCACGUCCAUAACAACAAAGAUACUUGUGCGUUCAAGUUUAGAGAAUGCGCACAUGCUUAUACGGAGGCUGAGUUCAAGUACCUUUAUCAUGCUUUUCGCCGGAAGUAUCCUAGUGCAGCAGCGUAUCUUGACAAAAGUGUUGAAGAGAAGAAGUGGGCUAGAUGUUACUUCAGAGGAGAUAGGUACAAUGUUGACACCACCAAUUCAGUAGAAUCUUUUAAUGGUGUUAUUAAGGAAGUGAGAAAGUCUACCUUACUACCAAUGUUUGAUGUUAUCAUUGCGAAAAUGUCUGAAUGGUUUAACAACCAUAGGAAGGAGACAGCUGAAAUACCAUACACACUGAAGCUUGUGCCUAUUUUGGAAACCGAAAUGUCUAAAAGAUGUGUUGAUGCGGGGUUUCUUACAAUUGACGAAUUAAACAGCUUCCAUCUUGAGUACAAUGUGCAUGGUACUGACGGCAAGGUUUAUACUGUUGAUAUGGCUAGGAAUACUUGCAGUUGUGAACAAUUUGAUAAAGACAAAUACCCUUGUGUGCAUGGAGUGGCUGCUGCCACAUUCAUGUCUAAGGCAGCGGGAAGGGAACUCCAUCUAUCAGAGUAUUGUUCAAAAUACUAUUUGGUGGAGCAAUGA
Messenger RNA from Brassica napus (rape), 2226 nucleotides. RefSeq names its product protein FAR1-RELATED SEQUENCE 3-like. The coding region runs from base 1 to 2226 and encodes 741 amino acids. The transcript has a single exon. Gene Ontology annotation, molecular function: zinc ion binding. The record is from RefSeq and is a predicted model, not a curated record. NCBI's taxonomy places the organism in Eukaryota, Viridiplantae, Streptophyta, Magnoliopsida, Brassicales, Brassicaceae.